This is a messenger RNA of Seminavis robusta, 4905 nucleotides long. The record is from the annotation of a GenBank genome assembly. NCBI's taxonomy places the organism in Eukaryota, Bacillariophyta, Bacillariophyceae, Naviculales, Naviculaceae.
GUUUACCCCAUCUAUGUGUCAUUUAUGCACAUACCUUUCCUAAAGUCGCGGACGCCUCGCCGAAGAGCGUCGUGUUUGCAGCCGACCUUCAUAUCUCGCUUCUGGUCUCGAUAGCUUCAAGCUGUCGCAAUUGCUGACCAAGCGUGUGGUGGUACCGGUACCAAGGCAAGGCAAGGACAGAGGUAGGGAGAGAGGUAACUAGCUAGCUAGCAAGAUGCCAUUUGGUGAUCAGCGCCGCGGCACGGCUGCGACGGAUGGGCGAGAACUUUCCGUGUUUUGGGAUUAUCAGAAUUUGCCCUUGCCAUCGUGGGCCAAGCCGGCGGAUGCGGCCAAGGCGAUUGUUCAAGCCGUGUCGAAGCAUGGUCGGAUUGUGGAUCGACGCCUGUACUUUGACAUGGCAGCGGGUGCCGACGGCAACAACAUGUGGAGUGCCUUGGAUUCGAGUGGCUUUGAUUUGGUCAACACUCCCCGGCGCAACCAAAAGGAGACGCUGGACAAGAAGUUGAUUGCCGAUGUCUUGACGUUUGCCUGGGACUCUGCCGUUCGCAGCAACGACGACUGCAAGCCGUGUGUGGUGUUGCUGACCAGUGAUGGAGACUAUGCCUACACGCUGAGCAAACUGCGGGAUCGCGGCGUCAUGUCCGUCGUCAUGUAUGGGAAUGACAGCACGGCGGCGAGUCUUCUCAAGUCUAGUGCGGAUAUUCCGUUGAGUUUUGAGAAGGAUGUCUUGUCGCCCUUUGUCAAUCAGCAACAGAACGGCAGCAACAGCAACAACAACAGUCGCUCUGCCAGUUCAGACGACUUGUUGCAGACCAAUCCGAUCGACAAUGCUAAAAUUCUUUGUGCGGCCGUGGCAAAAGAUCUGGUCAAAGACACAACCCAUGGUACUUGGAUUCUGGGGAGUAAGGUUGCUGUCAGUUUUCGAACCUCCUUUUUGCAGCAAAAAACGGGAAGCGCCACGACCACCGUGGACAAGUUUGUCAUCAAGGAAAUCUACCGGAAAGCGCGAGAAGUGGCCGUCAAGAAUGGGUGGUUGGUACACGGUCGCAGAAGCCUGCAAGGACCUACAUCGGGACAAAUUGUCGCUCCUCCAAGUGAUGGGACAGCAGGGAAUCCACAAUACUGGUCACUGGAGGAUUUUCUAAAAGUCACGCUCAAGGGAAAAGUAUUGGCGGAAAAUUCCGCCAAGACAGCGGCAAACACCAAUGAUUUCAACAACAAUAGCAACAACAACAGCGGCAAUCAAACGAAUUCGGCAAACUUGUUCGUCAAAAAUGUACCGACGAACAGUCGCAUCAAGGAUCUGGUGCAGUACUUGGAACAAGAGUUUUCCGUCGUGAUUGUCAAGGGAUAUACCAAGAAGAUGCACCCAAACGCUCAGUACAUGUUUGCCAGUAUUCAGGUCGAAACGGUACAAAUGGGAGAACACCUGUGUCGAUCGGCGGGGGCAAAUCGAAUCAAAUUGAACAAUCGUACCUUGGAAGUCUGCUUUGAUCGAAACGUCAAGUCAUAUUCGGGACCGUCGGAGCAUUACUAUGAACGAAACGCAAACGCGUCGUCCUCGUCAAGUUCCGUCAACAAGCAACGACUCUCGUCGACUUCGGCAGACAGCAUGGAUGAUGGAGACAAUGACAAAGUUUACAAACUUGGAAUUGACCGUGACGGAAACAAUACCAAAUUGUUUCUCAAGAAUGUUCCGCGUUGCAAUAUCAACGAGCUGGUUCAGUAUUUGGAACAAGAACAUCAGGUCCACAUUAUUCAAGCCAAUGUGCAAAAGGCUCAUCCCAAGAGCUCCUUCCAAUUCGCACAUGUCGUCGUGGGGUCAAAAGACGAAGCCGAGCGUUUGUUGGCAAUUAGCGGAAAACCUCAGUUCAAAAUGUUUGAGCGCAUCAUGAAUGUCAGCUACGAAUUGUCCGAAAAGUCCUACUGCGGCAGCAAGGGUGAUCCCGAUGGGUACUACGAACGUCCUGCUUCGGAAAGAGCUGCUGCUAAUCAAGAUGACGAUAUCACGACACUGUGCAAAAUCAUUCGAGCUCGAAUGGUGCAACAGCACCAACUUGGGACUGAUGGUCUUCCUGAUGGUUGGUUCGAGGGAGGCGGUGUUGCCGAUGCCUUCCACACGCUCAUCGACAAGAAAAAGGGCAAGGGGUGCCAAAUGAGCGAACAAGCCAAGGAACGCUUCAAAAAGGCUCGGGCCGAUGCCGCGAAUCAAAAGCGUAUUGAGGUUGGGCGUCGGCUGAAAGUGGGUCCUCGAACAGGAGACAUCAAUCCCGUUGGAUUCAAAUGUGAUACAUCACGAUACAGCGGUGAAAUCUAUAUUCGAUUGGCCCAAAAUGUGACUGGAACCGAUUCUUCUGGUGGUUCCGCCAGUGCUGCGGAAACCAAGAAUCUGUUCGUACUGGGACUGCCCGUGGGGACCGAUAUUCGAACCUUUGUUACCUUCCUGGAGACUUCCUACAAGUGCGUCGUUCAACGUGCCAUGUUGGUUGCUGCCAAACUGAAUUUGUGCUCUGCUCAUAUCGAGCUGGCGACCAGUCAAGAAGCUGCCAACUUGCUUCAAGUGGCUAUUAGUGGGACAGGAGUCACUUUUGGUGAAGGGCGACUGGCAAUUUCUCCAGAUUUGCGUGUUCCAACGUUUUCUGGCAAUGACCUUACUCGGCUCUACGAGGCUUCGAACGAUCAGCCCGUUCCGGCCACGAUUGUUUCGGUGCCACGAACUGUAGAAACUUGCUCUGUUUCUGGAGACACUCAGAGUCAAGAGAGUACGGAAGAUUCGCAGGUCGAUGUUACUCUUGAAUUCGACGACGAAGCGCUGCUGUGCCGUGUUCUAUAUGAGCAGUGCGUCAAUUCUAAUGGUUUCGAUUCAGAAAACCCUGACUACUCUCAAUGGAAAGCAAUGGGAUCCGCUGGCUCUGAUUUCCAGGGUCUAUUCUUGAAGCGGUUCUCUUCUGACGAAGCAAAGCAGCGUUUCAAGACGACUCGCGAGAAUGGAAUUGCUGAAGGGCUUGUUGAAAUGGGCCGUCGAGAUUUGCGAUCGCCAACGAAAGAAGUUGUGCUGGUUCCUUUCUAUUCCUACGGACAAGGGUCAAGCAAUACCAGUUUGUCACUCGAUUCUUAUCUUCGGCUUACCAUGAAGGGUAUUUGGGAGGCCGAAAAAGUGCCAAUGUUGAAGAAAGCCCAGCAACGACCAUCUGCUUCGAAAAGCAAAAACAAUGCGUUUCUGACAAAUUUGCCCCGGAGUCUGGAAAUUCAGGAGCUCGUGGACUACUUGGAGCACACGUACAAGAUCACUAUAAAAAGAGCUGCAGUCGACCCUGUGCAUCCGAUGGCAAAGACUGCUUCGGCACACGUCGAGUUUCAGACUGACAAGGACCUAGCGACAAUUGCAAGUGUGGACCGCGACCGCCGUUUGGUGUACGCUGGUAAGGCAUUGCGCUUGGUGUCGGAUCGUAAGAUUCCCAAUUGGGCAACCGUAGAUCCUCGUUUUUUCUACGAACGAAAAGAUGUGAAGAACCCGGAGGAAGAGGAGAACAAUGCCCAAAAGAAGUAUGCCGUCAACGACUCAAUCUUCACCGGUACUGACGCAUCGACGGAUCUAAAUACAACGUUCGAUACAUCGAACAUGCUCUUUGGCGACAACCUAUCUUUGUUGUACCCUCAAGAGAUGGAACGGACUUCUGGACUCAGUUUUGAGAUUGACUCGGGCGACCCGAAAGCUGGCGUGUCCAACAUGUUUUUUCCAUCCCACACCUCAUAUAACGAUGCAGGAGGAGGUUUGGGCUUUACAUCAGCUGACACCAAAGAGGCUACGGACGCACUAGGUUUCACUAUUCCCGAGGCAGCUGACUUGCCUCCGUUCGAGGCCACCGAUUUGUCAUUGAACGGGGCUUCAUCUCCUUUCGCGCAGGGGCCUAGCUAUAAGAGUUUGGUCUUUCCGUUGAUCAAAGAUGCGGCAGAAACGCCCCAGGAGGAGCCGGUGUCACGCCCAAGCUUGGUUCCGACGGAGGCGUCGUCUGAGGUGUCCCCAGUGGAAGGUUUGGCUAUGUCGCCGAUGGAGUCGCCGGAGCUGUCUCAAAUUCAAUUUGAAGCCAACGAAGUAUCUCCUUUAGAGGCUCCUGGAUUGCCUGCUAUGGAGAGUUUGGUUGGCCCGUCAAAUGAACCUGAUUCGCUUUGGUCGUAAGAUGUUGCGCUUUCUUUAUUCCCUGAAUAAAGAGGGCAAAGUGUUCCCAGAGUUGGGGGUUGGUAUGUUUUUGUACUGAUCGAAAUGCUGUUGACCAAGGAGACAAAAGUCAAUCGCAGCCAUUUCGACUACGCAGUACUAUUUAUUACCACAACUACACAAUAAUAACUACAUAAGAGUGAGGGGUGACGAUCAUUGUCUUGGACUACAUGUAUACGGUACGGUACGGUACGCUGUACUGGUACCGUUGUCGGUGAGAAUGCCUGUUCCAGCCCAGGUUGGGCCUCUGAUUGCAGCAACGCUUGCGCUACGUGCAAAUCAUUCUCUCCACAUGGCGCUGCCGAGUGGUUCGUCUAAUUCUAAUUAGUUGCUGCAGUGAAAGCACCGAAACUUGCACGCCUUCUUGACUCCAAAGCAAGCUAGACUACUUUGCGAGGAAAACAUUGCUUCUCUUCAGUACCGGUACCACGGUUGGGUUGGUCUCAGGCUACUCAUAGUCACACAAGAGACCUCUGGCCCUCGCCGGCUUCGGUAGACCUGGCUAGAUAUUAUAUGUUCCCUACUUUGACCCCCUUUACCCUGGAAAGUCCCGGAAUCGCUGAAAGGAUCUGUAAAAGUGUUGAAUUUAAACUCAACAGUGUUGACUUUUGUUAAACAGUUGUUCAACACUUAUUUAAACCCUUUUUCAACACUUUUUCAACACUGUUGAAUACCAUUUAACACUG